Molecule: messenger RNA, 1551 nt
Organism: Arabis nemorensis
Lineage: Eukaryota; Viridiplantae; Streptophyta; Magnoliopsida; Brassicales; Brassicaceae
Source: the annotation of a GenBank genome assembly
AUGUCCAUGAACGGAUGUGAGACUGACCAUAAAGCGCCACUUGGCACGGUGGAAACAAGGACUCUAUCGACGGUUACAUCUCCGGCGGCUGCGACGGAGAGGCUGAUAACCGCCGUCUCUGAUCUUAAAUCCCAACCGCCUCCGUUCUCCUCCGGCAUUGUCCGGUUACAGGUGCCAAUAGACCAGAAAAUCGGAACGAUCGAUUGGCUUCAUGCUCAAAACGAUGUUCUUGCUCGCAUUUUCUUCUCACGUCGCAGUGAGACUAGUCGUCAAGAUCUUCUUCAAGACUUUGCGAGUGAAAACAAUGGAUCAUCUCAUGAUCGUAAUCCUCUCAGUGUUGCUGGAAUCGGUUCUGCUGUAUUUUUCCGUGAUCUCGAUCCCUUCUCUCAUGAUGACUGGAGAUCAAUCAGAAGGUUUCUAUCUUCAAAGUCUCCUCUGAUUCGCGCUUAUGGCGGACUUCGAUUUGAUCUUAAAGGAAAGAUCGCUGUGGAAUGGGAACAUUUUGGCUCGUUUUACUUUACAGUGCCUCAGGUCGAGUUCGAUGAGUUUGAGGGAAACUCAAUGCUGGCUGCAACUGUUGCUUGGGACGAUGAGCUUUCAUGGACUUUGGAAAAUGCUAUUGAAGCACUUCAGGAGACUAUGCUUCAGGUUUCUUCUGUUAUAUUGAGAUUACGGAGAGAAUCUCUAGGAGUUAAUGUUGUUAGCAAGAACCAUGUUCCUAGUGAAGGAGCCUAUUACCCUGCUGUAAAUAAUGCUCUGGAGAUUAUAAAGGAAAAAAAUUCACCCUUAAGCAAGGUUGUGCUUGCACGCCGCAGCAGAAUCAUUACGGAAACCGAUAUUGAUCCUAUCGCUUGGUUAGCACGGUUGCAGUGUGAAGGACAAGACGCGUACCAAUUCUGUCUUCAACCACCAGGUGCACCAGCAUUUAUAGGGAACACGCCUGAGAGACUCUUCCAUAGAAAACAUCUAGGUGUAUGCAGUGAGGCUUUGGCUGCAACUAGGCCUAGAGGCGAUUCAGGAGUUAGUGAUAUGGAGAUAGAGCGUGACUUACUAACCAGUCCCAAAGAUGAUCUUGAAUUCUCUAUUGUGAGAGAGAAUAUAAGAGAAAAACUAAAGGCCAUUUGUGACAGAGUAAUUGUUAAACCUCAGAAAUCAGUGAGAAAGCUUGCAAGAAUACAACAUCUAUACUCUCAGUUGGCAGGACAGCUAAGAAGAGAAGAUGACGAGUUUGACAUCUUAAGUGCUUUGCAUCCAACGCCAGCUGUUUGUGGAUGCCCAGUAGAGGAAGCAAGGCUUUUGAUUAAGCAGAUUGAGUCAUUUGAUAGAGGAAUGUAUGCUGGACCUGUUGGGUUUUUUGGUGGUGGAGAGAGUGAAUUUUCUGUUGGCAUACGAUCUGCUUUAGUCGAAAAAGGUCUUGGAGCAUUGAUCUAUGCAGGAACAGGAAUAGUUUCAGGAAGCAAUCCAUCCUCGGAAUGGAACGAGCUUGAGCUUAAGAUCUCUCAGUUCACGAAGUCACUUGAACAUGAGCCAGCUUUGCAACCAAGUAGCUAA